Messenger RNA from Carassius gibelio (silver crucian carp), 1036 nucleotides. Its product is annotated as POU class 2 homeobox associating factor 3. Gene Ontology annotation, molecular function: DNA binding; POU domain binding. Lineage: Eukaryota; Metazoa; Chordata; Actinopteri; Cypriniformes; Cyprinidae. Bases 167 to 871 code for a protein of 234 amino acids. The transcript is spliced from 5 exons. The record is from RefSeq and is a predicted model, not a curated record.
AUAUUACUGUAUAAUUGUAUGUCCUGAGAGUGUUUUGAGCUUACUUUAUUGAGACUUUUUAAGACUUUUGUGAAUAAUUCGUUCUUGCCCAUACAACAGAGCAAAGAAGUGAAGUUGGGGUAUUUUACUGUAGCUCUUCCAGAGAUUUCCUCCUUUUCAGACCAAUAUGUCUGCAGAUAAACCCAAGGUUUACCAGGGUGUGCGUGUGAAGACCACUGUUAAGGAGUUACUGCAGAAGCACAGAGCCCUGCAGGCACAGAAAACCGCAACGAAAUCCCAAGCCAUGGCUGCUCGCGAUGUCUGCUCUACGACCAUGAAUACCCACCUUGAUGUCUUUGGAAUGCAAGCUCCAGAGCCCUAUUUUCACACACGUCCCUUUACCGAAAAUGUCAAUGUCCCGAUGGAAAAUGCUUAUGAUCAUCAACAGAUGAUGCACCUGAUGCCACAUGAGACUUUCAGCGGCAGUGAUUUCGUGUGCCCCACUUCUUCGCAGUGGUCGAAUGGAUAUAUACCUUCUAAUACGGACCUCUAUAGUACUAGCAUGGUAUCGAGAUCAUCCUCAGAUUCCUUCAAUCUCUCAAGUCCAGUCGACUACAACAGUUACUCUCCCCCUCAGUCCAACUCCUCAUCUUCUUCGUGCUACAGCUCUCCAACGCGGAUGGAUUUGAGCUCCAGUUACUCUCCAGAAAAUUUCCACUACCAGCAUUGCAACUUACAGAAUUGCUUUUGUCUUUCGCAUUGGUCCAAUCUGCAGGAAGGCAUGGCAACUUCGGAGUUUGCGCCCUAUGGCUCUUCAGACUGUUUGUAUUCAUAUGGCAACGACAGUUAUUUCAGAAGGGAUACUUCAAACUCAGAGAUGUGUUACUUAUAAAAUGUAUUUUGAAGCUCUUUGCGCGAAAAUUCAGUGUCAUAAUUGAUUUAUUUGAAUGCAUUUGUUGUAUUUUUGUUUAGAUAAAAGAACAAGCAGUGAUUGAAUGAAUGAUUUACAAAUUACUCAUUUAUCUUUUUUACAAUAAACUUUUUUUUCGUAAUUAUA